GAUGAUGAGCUUUCUGGCCCACAAAAGCUCAUCACCUAAUAAACCAUCUUAUUAGUCUUUAAAAUGAUGCAUAGUCCUGUCUUUUGGAGACAGAAGGGAACUUGGUAUCAGGCUUCAAGGACACUAAGGCUGCUGGCUGACCCGGGCCAGCAUGUCAGUCUGGUAGUCAGAGGAACACCGGGACCCGGAGUCUGUACGUCACAGGUACGCAUGGUUGGACCAGAGCAAUGACUUUUACAGUGACCGUCUGCGACUGAGCAGAACGGAGCCAGGGUUGGGUUGGCAUCUCCACGGUGGGAAGUUUAAAUAGCGAUUGAACUGUUAAACCGUUCCCCAAAUGGGAUUUGGUUCCCAAGGAGCAACAGGCGGAAUGUGUCAGCACAUCACCUCACUAACAGUUCCCUUCUCUUCCCCACUCAGGUGCUGCCACAGCCCCCGCCAUGGACGAGGGCAACUGGACGUCCAUCUCCGAGUUUGUGCUCCUGGGUCUGUCCGAACAACAGGACCUGCAGCCGCUGAUCGUUGCGGUGCUCCUGGUCACCUAUCUGGUGAACCUGGCAGGCAACUCCCUGCUGCUGGGGCUUGUAUGUGCUGACCCCCAGCUCCGCAGCCCCAUGUAUUUUCUCCUCAGCCAGCUGGCCGUGGUGGACAUGAGCUUUGCCUCCAUCACCCUUCCCCAGGCUCUGGUGCACGCCCUGACCCAGCACCGGGCCAUCUCCUUCACCAGUUGCAUGGCCCAGCUCUUCCUCUUUCUGACUGUGGGCAACAUGGAGGGCUACCUGCUGGCUGCCAUGGCCUACGACCGCUAUGUGGCUGUCUGUGACCCGCUGCGCUACUCUGCUGUGGUAACAUGGUCCCUGUGCCUCAAGAUGGUGGCUGCUUCAUGGGCCGUGGUGAUCCUGCACUCCCUGCUGGCAACUGUCAUGGCCGCCCAGCUGCACUACUGUGGUAACCACCUGCAGCAUUUCUUCUGUGACCUGCCACCGCUCCUGCUCCUCUCCUGCACCCGGCCCCUUGCCAAUGAACUUGUUGCCCUCACCGAGGGUGUCUUGGUAGUGCUAAGCCCUUUUGCCUUCAUCAUGGCCACUUACACCCGCAUCGGGGUUGCUGUGGCCCGCCUGCGCUCUGCCCAAGGCCUGCGCAAGGCCCUCUCCACCUGCAGCUCCCACUUGAUUGUGGUGUUGCUCUUCUAUGGCACCGUGGUCUGGCCCUACUUCCGCCCAGACUCCAGUGAUGCUGAGGGGCACGACCAGCAAGUGACCUUCUUCUACACUGCGGUGGCGCCCGCUCUGAACCCCCUCAUCUACAGCCUGAGGAACAAGGACGUGGCUGCGGCCCUGAGGAGGGUAUGGAGGAGGGUGCGGGCUUGGGGCAUGUGAGUCCAGCCCAUGGCUGCAGUGCUGCACUGGGCAUGGACUUUCCACCCAAGAUAUGUCUGGGGAACCUUCCCCCUUAACUCCUCCAGGAUACCUGGGUGCUUUUCUCCUCAGACAUGAGGCUAAUGAAACUAACACAUAUGUGGGGUCACACCCACCAACACACACACAAGUACAGACAGCCCAAGUCUUUCCAUGGAAAAGGGGGUAAAUUACAGCAUGUUCUCAUGGGCAUGGCCACACUGAGUCAGCCCCAAGGCCUCUUGUAUUAAUUUAGUUAAUAUGCAUCGGCCCAAAGAUCUGAACUUAAUAGUAACUAGACUGGGUCAGUUCAAUGGUCCAUCUAGCCCAGUAUCCUGUCUUCUCAUGGUGGCAAGGUGCCCCAGAAGAAAUGAACAAAAUAGGGAAUUGCUUUCACUCCUAGCUUCUAACAAUCGGAGGCUAUGGACACCCUCCCUGCACAUUUUGUCUAAUGACCAUUGAUGGACUUGUCCUCCAUAAACUUAACCCAAUUCAUUUUUGAACCCUGGUAUAAUCUUGACCUUCAGAACAUCCUCUAGCAAGGAGUUCCACAGGCUGACUGUGCACUGGAUGAAGAAGUGCUUCAUUUUGUUUGUUUUAAAUCUGCUUCCUAUUACUUUCAUUGUAUCACCCUUAAUUCUUGUGUUACAAAGAGUAAAAAGCCUUUCUUUAUUUACUUUAACCCCCAAGUCGUCACUGUUCCAAGAUGAAAAGUCCCCGUCCUAUAAAUCUGUACUCAUAGCGAAGUACCUCGACCAUCUGUGUUUGUGUUUUCCUUCUCUGCACCUUCUCCAAGUCCAAAACGUCUGUUCUGGAACUGAAGGGGGAACAUUGGCACACAGGGGUCAAAGUGUGGUCGUGCCAUGGAUUCAUGCAGAGGUUGUGGGAUAUUUUCUGUGUCAUUAUCUGUCCCUUUACUAAUGACUCCCAACAUUGUGGUGGCUUUUGGAACUGUUGCUGCAUAUCAAGGGGAGAUGGGUUUGUCUAACAGAUCUGUGCUAGGAAUUCCCCUCCAGCUGAGACCUAAGCCUGCUCCUCUUCUCACUCACACUGACCAUCUUCCUGUUGGGCCUGGUGGUUCUGAUCUGGGACAAGGGCUCGCUCCACACCCCCAUGUACUACUUCCUCAGCCACCUGGCGCUGCUGGACCUCUGCUUCUGUUGUGCUGGGGCCCUGUUGCCUCUGCCGUGGGAUGGUGCUGGGUUCUUAUGCAGCGGGGCAGCCAGCGCCGCUAUGCACACCAGCCUGGCCUUCCGCCUGCCCUUCUACCAGGCCCAUGUCCUCGACCACUUCUUCUGCAUCAUCCCCUCUGUGCUGGUGCUGGCCUGAGCCAACACCAGCUUCAACCAGGCCCUGCUGCUGGCCAUUUGUGGCACCAAACAGAGUGUCACCUUGCUGGCCAUCCUGGCCUGCCAUGGGCUCACCCUGGGGGCCGUAGGACAGGUGGGCUCGUGCCGGGCUGCCUUUACCUACAGCUCCCACCUGGCAGCUGUGGCUGUGCACUAUGGGACCAUCAUCUUUACGUAUGUGCAGCCUGAAGGCAGCUAUGCCACACAGGCCGACAUGAUGGCCGCCGCUUUUUACACCAUGGUCAUCCCCACCUUUAAUCCUGCUAUCUACAGCCUGCGCAGACCUGAUGUCAAGGUGAUGUCAAGCUGGUUAAGCAGCUCCUAGACAGGUGCCACUGAAGCAGGGGCUGGAGGAGGGUGGCUAAGAACAAGGGAGAUGGGGAAUGAAGGCUGUUCAGGGUUUGGAAUGGCACUGUCCUACUACUGCAGUGUAGAUGCAACCCAUGCAGACUGUGGGCACAUCGGUAAUGCAUCUCUCCAAGUGACAGUAGCUAAGGUUCCAAUGACUCCCAUUGACCAGUGGUUAGGUGGGUUUAGCUAUGUCUGUCUGGGAUGUGGAUUUUUCAUGUCCCACAGCACUAUCGUUGAGUUGAGCUACCCUCUGUGCAGAGCCCAGGGAUGAGAAAAGCAGUCAAAGUCUAGCCAACAGCCCUUUUAGCUCUCUACUCCAUCUGUGAGCACUUUUCUUUCAGUCAUAUCCUGUCCUCAUUGGACAAAUGUGCACUGAGAGCCAAUGGGGAUGUUUUCCUGAAUCCAACAGCUGCUCUCAGACUGUCAGACACCAGGGAUGUUCUCAGUCCAUCAUCGACAAGAUGAAACCCCACUUUCCUGUCUCUGCAUUUCAUGCCAACCCCUUGCAAGCUUGGACCCUAGGAACAGGGGGACAGGAUUGGGCCCAUCUGUGCCUUCUCCUAACCCUUUGGAAUUGAGUGGUUUCCUCCAAAUAUUGCUGAGGCGGGGAGAAUUGAACAGUGAUCUGGAGUUGCACCC
Messenger RNA from Pelodiscus sinensis (Chinese soft-shelled turtle), 3736 nucleotides. Its product is annotated as olfactory receptor 2D2-like. Gene Ontology annotation, molecular function: G protein-coupled receptor activity; olfactory receptor activity. Lineage: Eukaryota; Metazoa; Chordata; Testudines; Trionychidae. Gene Ontology annotation, biological process: G protein-coupled receptor signaling pathway. Gene Ontology annotation, cellular component: membrane. The record is from RefSeq and is a predicted model, not a curated record.